ACGAGCGAGUCCGAGCCCCGAGCCAGGCGACAAAGGCCGGACAAAAGAAUGCGCUCUGAAUUUAAAUCAAAUGGCGCUUUUGAUCGAAACGGACGCGACGCGGCGUAUAUCGUUAUCCGUGCUACUGCGAGUGCGUUUUACACAUAACACAUAACACUACUAUAUCUUAUAUAAGAAUGCAAAGUUUUAGUACGAACCUCUUUGCUUCCAUUUUGGUGGCUGUUAACUGGUUUUUUAAAGUGGCGUGAGCAGACUACGGAUAGCAACUUCUUUGUCUGGGUUAUCGUUCCGCCGCCACUAUAUUAUUUUGUAAAUAAAGGAAAAUAAUUGUAAACAUGCCGGCGGAUCAGAUUCAAUACUCUGAGAAGUAUUUUGACGACAAAUUUGAAUACAGGCACGUCAUAUUGCCUCCCGAUCUGGCCAAACAUGUGCCCAAAUCGCAUCUUAUGACUGAAACAGAGUGGCGAAAUCUGGGCGUACAACAGAGUCCAGGUUGGGUGCACUACAUGAUGCACACGCCGGAGCCGCACGUUAUACUGUUCCGACGCAAACGCGUUGAGGAGGAUGCGCCUGCAACACAGCCUACUGCCGGCGCCACCAACAAUGUUAAUGUGUGCGCCUAAAAUGGGAGGGAAUCUUUCCCACUUUGUUACACAGUAUUCUGAAGAUUGAAGAGCUUUCAUCAGUGUUUACGUUGAUAUAAAACCUAAUUAAGCCUUAGUUUGAUGCAUUUGAUACAUUUGUAGAAACUGAUUACGCUAUAACCACUUUGGAAGACAUUUAAAUGAUUUUUUGUUAAUUUAAUUUAGCUA
Molecule: messenger RNA, 812 nt
Organism: Drosophila busckii
Lineage: Eukaryota; Metazoa; Arthropoda; Insecta; Diptera; Drosophilidae
Gene: Cks85A
Product: cyclin-dependent kinases regulatory subunit
Exons: 4
Coding region: 336-623 (95 amino acids)
Biological process (GO): regulation of mitotic cell cycle
Cellular component (GO): cyclin-dependent protein kinase holoenzyme complex; SCF ubiquitin ligase complex
Molecular function (GO): protein kinase binding; ubiquitin binding; histone binding
Source: RefSeq, a predicted model, not a curated record